Molecule: messenger RNA, 210 nt
Organism: Haemonchus placei
Lineage: Eukaryota; Metazoa; Nematoda; Chromadorea; Rhabditida; Trichostrongylidae
Source: the annotation of a GenBank genome assembly
AUGGUUCCUGUGGCUUGCUUAACUCGUUCUGUUGAUGUGGACCGUGCCUUGGAGAACAAAACUUUCGAUAAGGGAGGACGUGUGCCGGCCUUGAUACUCGCCAAUAAGCAAGACGUGGUAUCAUCGGCUCCAACGUCAGGGAUUUUAAAACGUUUGAAGCUAACCGAGAUCCGCGAUCGCGUAUGGCAAAUUCAAGGUUGCUCGGCGUAG